Ipomoea nil (Japanese morning glory) is the source of this 1944-nucleotide messenger RNA. RefSeq names its product protoporphyrinogen oxidase, chloroplastic. Gene Ontology annotation, molecular function: protoporphyrinogen oxidase activity, oxygen as acceptor. Bases 134 to 1798 code for a protein of 554 amino acids. The record is from RefSeq and is a predicted model, not a curated record. Gene Ontology annotation, biological process: porphyrin-containing compound biosynthetic process. NCBI's taxonomy places the organism in Eukaryota, Viridiplantae, Streptophyta, Magnoliopsida, Solanales, Convolvulaceae. The transcript is spliced from 8 exons.
AAUUGUGCAUAUGCGAAAUACAAAGAACGAAACCCUCAUUGGCGACAAGACGGAAAGAAGGAUAACGUCCAGGAGACUAGCUGAGUGGUAGAAGCUACUAAGCCAGAAACAAACGCAUUGCUCCUCCGAUUCUAUGCCUUCAUGCACCAUGUCUUUGGCUCCAUUGAACCACAGUGCAGUCGCUACCAGCAUUUUCCCUCACCUAUGUCCUCCGUCCUCCUCCCCAUCAUCCUUUUCACUGCCAUCAUUCAACCCUGCGCUCAACCUCAAACGCAGAAAUUCUACUGGUUGGAGAGUUCGAUGCUCCGUCGCCACUGUUUCUCCCUCUAAGGUCAACGACAGUGGUAAUCCUUUCCCGACGUUUGACUGCGUUAUCGUUGGCGCAGGAAUCAGCGGUCUCUGCACUGCCCAAGCCCUCUCCACCAGCUACCCCAAUUUGUUGGUGACCGAGGCCAGAGAUCGAGUUGGCGGUAACAUCACGACUGUAGAGAGGGAAGGUUAUCUCUGGGAAGAAGGUCCCAAUAGCUUCCAGCCUUCGGAGGCCGUGCUCAGGAUGGUGGUUGAUUGUGGAUUGAAGGACGAUUUGGUGUUAGGGGACCCCAAUGCACCGCGUUUCGUCUUCUGGAAUGGCAAGCUCAGGCCGGUACCUUCCAAGCCCGCGGACCUGCCCUUCUUUGACUUGAUGAGUUUUCCCGGGAAGCUCAGAGCUGGUUUUGGAGCCAUUGGUUUUCGCCCACCGCCCCCACAGGGGCAUGAGGAAUCCGUGGAGGAGUUUGUGCGUCGUAACCUCGGAGAAGAAGUCUUUGAGCGCUUAAUAGAGCCAUUUUGCUCUGGUGUAUACGCUGGUGAUCCAUCAAAGCUGAGUAUGAAAGCAGCAUUUGGGAAAGUGUGGAAGCUGGAGGAAAAUGGUGGCAGCAUAAUUGGUGGAACCAUUAAAGCACUCAAAGAGAGAUCUAAAAUGCCCAAGGCUCCUCAAGAUCCGCGUUUACCUAAACCGAAGGGUCAAACUGUAGGUUCUUUCAGGAAAGGCCUUGCAAUGCUGCCCGAUUCAAUUUCUUCAAGGUUGGGAAGUAAAGUAAAGCUCUCAUGGAAGCUUUCCAGUAUUAUCAAAACAGAAAAUGGUGGGUUUAACUUGACAUAUGAGACGCCAGGAGGAUUUGUAACUCUGCAAACAAGAAGUGUAGUAAUGACUAUUCCAUCCUAUGUGGCAAGUCCCAUACUACGUCCUCUUUCGGAUGCAGCAGCUGAUGCACUUGCUAAGUUUUACUAUCCACCUGUUGCUGCAGUCACCAUUUCAUAUCCAGAAAAAGCUAUUAGAGAUGAGUGCCUGAUUGAUGGUGAACUUAAAGGAUUUGGCCAGUUGCAUCCACGCUCCCAAGGAGUUGAAACUUUAGGAACUAUAUACAGCUCAUCACUUUUCCCCAACCGUGCUCCACCUGGAAGGGUUCUUCUUCUGAACUAUAUCGGAGGAGCAAAAAAUACUAACAUUUUGGCUAAGUCACACAACCAACUUGUGGAAACAGUUGAUCGCGACAUCAGAAAGAUGCUUAUCAAGUCUGAUGCUCAAGAUCCAUUUGUUUUGGGUGUUCGAGUAUGGCCGCAAGCUAUUCCACAGUUCUUAGUUGGUCAUUUGGAUACAUUAAGUGCUGCAAAAACUGCAAUAAGAGAUGGUGGGCUUGAAGGUCUGUUUCUUGGGGGCAACUUUGUAUCUGGUGUAGCUUUAGGAAGAUGUAUAGAGGGUGCUUAUGAUGUUGCUGUUGAUGUAACUGAAUUUUUGUCCAAGUAUGUUCGCAAGUGAGAAUGCCCUACGAGAUUGCAGUUCCACGUGGUCCUUAGGGCUCCCUUUUAAGAGGAUCAUGGUGCACGAAAUGAUUUAACAUUGAAGAUAAUUUCAGUAUCAAAACCUUUCAGUUUAUGGCAAUAUUUAUUUGAAGUUUCCUUGUA